AUGACCAACAUUCGAAAAUCACACCCCCUUAUCAAAAUCAUCAACCACUCAUUUAUUGAUCUACCUGCCCCAUCCAACAUCUCAGCAUGAUGGAACUUCGGCUCCCUACUAGGAGUAUGCCUAAUUCUACAAAUCCUCACCGGCCUUUUCCUAGCUAUACACUACACAUCAGAUACAACCACCGCCUUCUCAUCAGUCACUCACAUCUGUCGCGACGUUAACUACGGCUGAAUCAUCCGAUACAUACACGCCAACGGAGCCUCCAUAUUCUUUAUCUGCCUAUACAUGCACGUAGGCCGAGGAAUAUAUUAUGGCUCCUACACCUUCUCAGAAACAUGAAACAUUGGAAUCAUACUGCUAUUCGCAGUCAUAGCCACAGCCUUCAUGGGUUAUGUACUACCAUGAGGCCAAAUAUCCUUCUGAGGGGCAACCGUAAUCACCAACCUCUUAUCAGCAAUCCCAUACAUUGGGACCAACUUAGUAGAAUGGAUCUGAGGGGGUUUCUCAGUAGACAAAGCCACUCUAACACGAUUCUUUGCUUUCCAUUUCAUUCUUCCAUUCAUUAUUUCAGCCUUAGCAGCAGUACACCUCCUAUUUCUCCAUGAAACAGGAUCCAAUAACCCCUCAGGAAUCAUAUCCGACUCAGAUAAAAUCCCAUUCCAUCCAUACUAUACAAUCAAAGACAUCUUAGGCCUUCUAGUACUAAUCUUAACACUCAUACUACUCGUUCUAUUCUCACCAGACCUGCUAGGAGACCCAGAUAACUACAUCCCCGCUAAUCCUCUAAACACUCCUCCCCAUAUCAAGCCCGAAUGAUAUUUCCUAUUCGCAUACGCAAUUCUCCGAUCUAUUCCUAACAAACUAGGAGGGGUCCUAGCUCUAGUACUCUCCAUCCUAGUCCUAGCAAUCAUUCCAAUCCUCCACACCUCCAAACAACGCGGAAUAAUAUUCCGACCCCUAAGCCAAUGCUUAUUCUGACUCCUAGUAGCAGACCUCCUAACCCUAACAUGAAUUGGUGGCCAACCCGUAGAAUACCCCUUCAUCACCAUCGGCCAACUAGCCUCCAUCUUAUACUUUUCAACCCUUUUAGUCCUAAUACCCAUUUCAGGCAUUAUUGAAAACCGUCUCCUCAAAUGAAGA
Molecule: messenger RNA, 1140 nt
Organism: Prionailurus viverrinus (fishing cat)
Lineage: Eukaryota; Metazoa; Chordata; Mammalia; Carnivora; Felidae
Source: the annotation of a RefSeq genome assembly